Molecule: messenger RNA, 1445 nt
Organism: Trichoplusia ni (cabbage looper)
Lineage: Eukaryota; Metazoa; Arthropoda; Insecta; Lepidoptera; Noctuidae
Product: RYamide neuropeptides-like
Exons: 5
Coding region: 427-765 (112 amino acids)
Source: RefSeq, a predicted model, not a curated record
UUAGCGCGUUCAAACAAACAAACUCUUCAGCUUUAUAUAUUAGUACAGAUAAGAUUUCUCUUCAAUAUGUUCUAAACAUCCGAAUGCAGCAAUUAUUACAUUGUAGACGCUAAAUUAAGAAUCUAUAUUUAGGGUUCCGUGCCUUCAAAGUUUAAAAGGAAACCCUAUAACAUCUCUUCGUUGUCUCCGCGUUCGUUUGUCUUAACGUUAAUUAAACUCUUUUAAAAUGCAGUUUCGAGAAUCAUAAACCUAUUUAUAAUAAGGCUUCGAAGGCUGCUCGCAGUAGGGCGGGCGGUUUAUAUAGGGCGGGAAGGCUUUCGCGGAGGUAGUCCGCGUCGGCGAUCGCUCGCUGCGGUGCCUUUACAGUGCAGGGGGUAACAGGCUCCUCCCACUCUUACGUCAUCAGUGUAUGUACGUCAGUGUGUUAUGUGUGUGCGCUACGGGUAUUGGUGUCGCGGUUGCGCGUGCGCGCUCCUGCUGCUGCUCGCUAUAGCAGCCGCGCAGGAAGACAAGAGGGCUGAGAUGUCUCCAAUGCCUUUCCUGAUGGCCACUCGUUAUGGGAGAAGUUCUGCACCACGCCAUCUAGCGCCAAGAAAUGACAGGUUCUUCAUGAGCUCUCGCUACGGUAAGCGUUCCGGCGUGUCUCUGGGAGGCGAGCGCGCGCUGCUGUGCGAGUUCACCGGCGUGUUCCCGCUGUACCGGUGCAGGCAUAAGCUGUCGCGAUACGAUAAACGGAGCACUGAAGAGGCUGUAAGAGACGAGUAAUCAUACAACAAACGACCAGGCACGACCGACGCGACACCGACAGCUGCGACCGACGCACGACUAACACGACACGCCCGAUACGAACGAUACGAUACAUGCGGUUAAUCCGACAAAAAGAUCUAAAAAUAUUAAUGUAUAACUUUAAUAUUUGUCGUUAUGGUUAGUUAUGAUUUUUGUAAGUUAUUGUGUUGCUACAUUAAAAUAACAAGUGUUGCCAACAUUUUUGAAAAUUAGGUUAUGAGAAUUUUGGUGAAUAAGACUGUUAUUUAUUAAAUUAAAAAAAACCUUUUGUUCAUAUUUAGAUAAUAUUGUUUUAUAAUUGAAGAAAAAAAGUGUUCUUCAUGCUUCUAAUAGUUGAAAAAGUUACCAAAUAAAACAAAAAUAUGUCAGCAUUAUUACGUAAUGAAAAUCGUCACUCACACACGUAAACUUUUGUAUUACGACAGCGCGUGGCUCGUCGGUGUGCGUACAUUGUACACUCCUUAUAUGUAAAAAUAAUAAUAUUGUAAUUAUUAAACUUUAAUUAAUUAAAUAAAUAAGUAAUUAUAAUAUUCGCGUCUUGUAGUGGCUGGGUACACGACGCGGAGCAAAACUAUUGCAACGUACACAAACUUAUAUAUUCUGAUCUGUGUUUUAUUCAAAUGAAAUCUAUUUUUUUCACUACGCCAUCUAGUCUCAAA